This is a messenger RNA of Aspergillus nomiae NRRL 13137, 2934 nucleotides long. RefSeq lists its product as uncharacterized. NCBI's taxonomy places the organism in Eukaryota, Fungi, Ascomycota, Eurotiomycetes, Eurotiales, Aspergillaceae. The record is from RefSeq and is a predicted model, not a curated record. The transcript has a single exon. Bases 1 to 2934 code for a protein of 977 amino acids.
AUGGUCUUCAUCCGCCUAAUCGUAAAAGUCUACCCGCGCGAACAACUCUCGCGCCCAUUCCCGACCCCAAAGAGGAAACCAACCGAACCCGAAACCAAGCCCGCGUCCUUCCUCCUCGCGAUCCCCAACCCAGAAGCAAUCACCCUCGGCCAGCUCGCCGGCCUGAUCCGCUCGAAAUGGACCAAGCUCCGUCCCAAUGCCGAGCCCCUCGAUAUCAAGAAGUUGCUGGACGAUAGUCGCGACACGGUCGAUUUGGAUGUCGACAUGACGGUGGCCGAUGUGUGGGUCAAUCAGGCGCGUGCGAGGCGCAAUGAGGAUGAUCAGGUCGGCACGGUCAGGGUGGUGCAGAGGCCUGCGCCGUAUGCGCCUGUUCGGUUUCCUUCUGUGGAUCAGGAUUGGGGGGUAGGUCGGGAGGAGAAAUUUACGGGGAAGUUUGAGACGAUUGAGGAGGCGAGGGAGAGUGAGACUGAGACUGAAACUGAAACUGAGAGUGAGAGUGAGGAAGAGGAAGAGGAAGAGGAGAGUGAAAUUGACAAGAAGAAGGCGAAAUUGAUCAAUGCGAAGGCUGUUGUGGUGGGUGGUGAGGACGACGGAGAAAGUGAAACUGAUGAGAGCGAAGAGGAGGAAAGUGGGGAUGAGAGCGAGAGCGGGAGCGAGGAAGACGAGGAUGAAGGUGAGAGUGAAGAGCCGGCCGCAGACAACGACGUCCGCAUGGAGGAUAGCCUGCCCGAAACACGAGUGCUCAAGAGAAAGAUGAGCCCCGAGGAGCUCGAGCCGAAAAAACAACCCCGUUUGCAACAGUCGAGCCAGGCGACUGAGGCCGACGGCGACAACGUCAAUGGGACCCCGGUUAGCAGUCCGUUGGGCACGCGCAAGCGCAACGCUGAUAGAGCGCCGUCCUUCUCUGGGCUUGGUCGACGUUUGAGCUUUACAGAGAGACCGGCCUUGUCGCAUGGCCUUGGUCUGGGUAUUACGAAGAGUCCUCCUCGCAAGAAACAAUUCCUGAUGGCUGAUCUCUCUAAAGAUUCUACACAAUCCGAGUCCGUUCCGAAAGACGCAAGCAGCGCACCUGUGAUCCGUCGCAGCUCGGUUGACCAGCACCCCUCGACCCCGGCCAAGUUACAAACGCCGGCAGACAAAGUCAGACUACUCCAAUCGGCUCUCCGUAAAGACUCACCCGUCGAACGGUCCCCCGAACGCCGAUCCGUAUCCUUCGCCGAAGGAGAAGACUAUGCCAUUCCUACCUCCGUCCAUGCUACAAAGUCAACUCUCCAGGCCACCAAUAAGCACCAGAAGAAUGGGACCAGCUCUAGCUCUAAGCCAGCUCCACCAGAGCCAGAAGAACGAUCAGAUGGAGAAGAGGACCAGUCGGAAGAGGAGUUUAGCACGGCAAUAAACACGGAGAUAAACGAGUACGAAAAGGAACUCCAAGCAAACGACCUGGAUCCGAAGUCUGAAUACACUCGCAAACUGAAGUGGGCCUCAAAGAAAUGGCAGAUUAUGAAGAACAACGAGAACUCCAACCGGAAAAGACAGCGAGAGAGGUUCAGUAACGCGCAUAACGAUCUCAAGGCGCUGCACCGGGAGGUUAUCGAGCUCAAGGAGUUUAACAAGCCACCCUCGCAACGCCCCAAGUCCCAGACACCGAAUGGUACUCCAGGUACAAGAAAGCUAUCCCGAGAUCCUACCAGUUCGCAGAAUCGAAAAUCCGAAGCGCACUGGGACGUUGAAAUCGUAACACCAAGACCGAACUCCAAGAAGCUUAUUCCGAAGAGCCUUCCCUCUUCACAGAUCAGUCGCAAGUCUCCAGAACGCGAACAAGCCCAAGGCCAAAGACAUUGGAGCGUCGAAAUCCCCACGCCUAAGGCUGAUAGUACUCCAGAAAUACGGCCAGAGCCCAAGAAGCCAUCCCAGGAGAGACCACCAUCUCCACUCUCUGAAUCCGAGUCAGAACAGUCCGAGUCCGAAGAAGAGGAAAGCACCCCAAAACAGCCGGAACCCAAGAAACCAUCCUCAGAGAAGCCACCAUCUUCACCUGCAGAGUCCGUGUCGGAGGAGGAUUCCAGCUCUGAGGAAGAGGGGGACGAUGCAGCACCAAACCAGCCUGACCCCUUGACUAAAUCGUCUCCCGCGGUUGAGGUAUCUGUACCCGCGCCUGUGCCUGAGCCGGGCUCGGACUCAGAAGAGCAAUCCGGCUCCGACGAAGAGGAGGAAGAAGAAGAGGAAGACGCAGAGGAAAUGGCAGAGAAAGAGGAAGAGAAAGACAAGUCCACAGCGGAAGAAAGCCAAAAUGAAGACAACAACAAACCCGAAAAAGAAGGGGAAACAGUUCAAGCACCAAAACCACAAGAAAACGAUAUAGUCCCAGAAACAGAAGAAGAGCGCGAGCAAGAAACCACAACCCCGACCGCACCCAACCCAGCACCAACAGAAACACCCUCCAAACCCGACCCAGCCGCCGAAGAAACCGACUCCGACACGGACGAAAGCGAAUCAGACGAAGAAUCCGACAAAGAAUCCGACAAGGAAAACCAGACUCUCCCCAAACCAACCCCAACAACAAAAGCCAAUAUUCUCCGUCGCACAAGUCUCAAUCCCCCUUCAUCCCAGCCGAACCCACCCUCCAGCAGCCAGCCACAACCAAGCUCCACCCAAUCGACCCCCACUGCCUCCCGACCAGCCCGCAAUACCCUCAAAACCCUCCUCUUCCAACAACGCGCAGAGCAGGCGCAGGCGCGCUUGAAGAAAGAGGAGGAGGCGGCGAAACGGAAGAGCCAGCCGCACAAGGAUAUCUUCUCGGGCCCGUCGGAUACUGAGUCCGAGGAUGAGGAUGAGAGCGAGAGCGAGAGCGAGAGUGAUAGCGGCGCGGAUGCCGGGGAUAUCUUGUCCACUGGGAGUGUAGGGAAGUUAAGGACCGCUUUACCGCGGAAGUGA